AUGAUUAUUCAGGCUGCUGCUGCUGCUCCACUGUUUCUUCUUCUUCUUCUUCUUCUGUUUGUGGCGGCCUGCAAUGCGCAGCUGCGAGUCGGUUUCUACUCCGAAACUUGCCCGUCUGCCGAAGAAACUGUCCGUGCCGCCGUCAAAGAAGCAAUGCACGAAGACAUGUCUUCAGCCGCUAGACUGCUCAGGCUGUCGUUUCACGAUUGUUUUGUCCAGGCACGUGUAAAUUCUCAGGGUUGCGACGCGUCGAUUUUGCUGGAAGCCGAGGGUGGAGAGGCAGAGGCGCCGGGGAAUGCAGGGGUCGGCGGAUUCGAAGUGAUCGGCGCGGCCAAAAAGAGGGUCGAGUCACUCUGCCCCGGCGUCGUGUCUUGCGCGGACAUAGUGAUGUUGGCUGCCCGAGACGCUGUUGCCUUGAGCGAUGGACCGGAUUACGAGCUGCCGACGGGGAGAAGGGACGGCCGGAUUUCCAGCUUAGCCCUCGCCUCCCAUCUCCCGGAGGUCAACGACCCAAUUAGAGUCCUCAAGGCUAAGUUUCACGCCAAGGGGCUGAGUGAGAAGGACCUUGUCCUUCUCACCGCAGCGCACACGCUAGGCACGGCGGCAUGCUUCCUCACGUCGAAGCGCCUGUACAACUUCAGCGGCAGAGGCGACCCUGAUCCGACAAUCAGCCCUCGUUUCCUGCCGAGGCUGAAAUCGUUCUGCCCACUCAACAGCGACUUCGUCAGACGAAUCCCCCUGGAUUGGGCGUCGGAGUUCGAAUUCGACGACCACAUCUUGCGCAACGUCGUGACGGGAUUCGCCGUCCUGGCCUCCGACGCCCAGCUCACAGAAGAUCGGAAGACGAGGCAGGUUCUGGAGUCUUACGUUGGGGGCGGCCACGCGACGUCGUCGUUUGGGGCAGAUUUCGCCGAAGCAAUGGUGAAGAUGGGGCGAAUCGGGGUCAAAACGGGUUCCCAGGGGGAGAUCAGGAAGAUCUGCGGGAAAGUGAAUUGA
Molecule: messenger RNA, 996 nt
Organism: Linum tenue
Lineage: Eukaryota; Viridiplantae; Streptophyta; Magnoliopsida; Malpighiales; Linaceae
Source: the annotation of a GenBank genome assembly